This is a messenger RNA of Blumeria graminis f. sp. triticale, 2529 nucleotides long. The record is from the annotation of a GenBank genome assembly. NCBI's taxonomy places the organism in Eukaryota, Fungi, Ascomycota, Leotiomycetes, Helotiales, Erysiphaceae.
AUGAUCAAGCCCUUGAUCCUCUUUAUUGACGCUUACGACAGCUUCUCCAAUAAUAUAAUUUCUCUUAUCGAGACAACUCUCGAUGUCUCGGUCAGGACCGUACGAAUAGAUGACCCAAUUCUCUCAGCCUCUGAUCACGCUCUACGACAAGAACUACGUAAUUAUGUUGCGGUAGUGUGUGGCCCAGGCCCUGGAAACCCGGGAAACGAAAAAGACGUGGGUCUUAUGAGACAAAUAUGGCGAUUAAAAGAAGUUGACGUGGUGCCAACUCUCGGAAUCUGCCUCGGGUUUCAAAGCCUCUGCCUCGAAUUCGGUGGAAAAAUCCAGAAGUUAAAAGGUCCUCAGCACGGAAUGAUUCGUAGAGUCACUCACGUUGGUGAGGUCAACAAUGAAGAAACUAUAUUUCGCGGUGUUGGAAAGAUCUAUGCAACGCUAUAUCAAAGUCUCUGUGCUGAUAUAGGACAUGCCCAGCUACAGGCUCGACAAUGGGAGGUAGAGAAGUGGAACAGUACUAGUCAGUGUCCGGAUCUCCUCCCCUUAGCAUGGGUAGAGCACGACCAUUCCCUCGUCAACGAUUCUGGUAUACAAGAUGAGAAAGUCCUUGUAGCGAUUCAACACACAAAAAGACCAUACUGGGCACUGCAAUACCACCCUGAGUCUAUCUGUACCAAUGAUGAAAGCCAGAAACUUAUUAAAAACUGGUUCAGGCACGCUAGCUCUUGGAACGUUCGGUUUAGGGAAAGGAAUACAGUCGACCUGAACUCCUUGAUAGGAAGCUCGGCAAUCAAGGAAAGUCUUAUGAGUUUGGCUGGACAAGUUGAUCCAUGUAUAGAUUUUAUAAAAAAUCACAACAGCGACGAAAUUCAACUACCGAAGAAAUGUGUGACAAAAACAAUACAGCUCCCAACCGGAAUGACGGUACCAGACAUUGUUGAGUGUGUUCAAAAUCCCUCUGCAGAAAAUAUUGUUUUGGAAUCUUCCAACGCUCAUGAUUCCUCACCAGUGAAAUCCAGGUUUAGCAUUAUUGGAAUCGAAAUCGAGAAAUGUACACGAAUAGAAUAUUUCGUCGGUCGACAGUUUAUGAACUUGAUAGUACCAAGGAAUGACCAUUCAGAACCUCAAGUACAAAAAUACGAAAGGCAAAGUUUUGGUGGAAUUUGGACAUACAUAGCUAAUCAGCUAGCCAAAGUAAAAGCAAUUUCUGGCAAUGAUGAGUCACCAUUUUGGGGCGGAUUCAUGGGUUAUACAACUUAUGAACUCGGCCUAGAGACUAUCCAAAAAAGCCAUUACACAGAAAGCGAAAAGCAAGAAACCAAGCCCGACUUAAGUUUUGCCUGGGUCACUUCUAGUAUCAUCAUCGACCACUUCAAAGGCCUUUUAUAUUUACAACAGCUUGUUGAUGACUUUGAAACUGAACUUGCAGUGGCUCGAAACGAACAAGUCUCCUUAAAGAUAGAAUCCUGGUUGUCUGAAAACGAAGCUUUCCAGGUAUCGUCUUUUCCAGGAGACAACAUUCCAAAAAUACAGAGACAAAAUAACUUGAUGGCAUCCAAUACAAACUGUCAACCUUUUGAUGAGCCCAUGAAGAGCACCAUACAAUCAAUUAACCUUCCAAAACCUUCGAUAUACAAAUCCAAGGUCCUUGCAUGCCAGAAAUACAUACGGGAAGGCUCAUCAUACGAGAUCUGCCUGACCGAUCAGACGAUUUUGGGCUUGGAAGGUCCAAAUUCUUCAUGGCGUAUCUAUAAGAUCCUUCGCUAUCGACAGCCUGCACCCUUCGCCUCCUACAUACGGCUAGGGACCGCAACAUUUAUUUCUGCUUCUCCCGAACAAUUUCUCAAGUGGGAUGAGUAUGGAAAAUGCGAACUCCGGCCCAUGAAAGGUACAGUUAAGAAAUCCGAGGCCGUUAAAUCUCUGAGCCAAGCGACAGCACUCUUAGACGUGCCCAAAGAGAAAGCAGAAAAUCUUAUGAUUGUAGAUUUGGUACGCCAUGAUUUGCAUGGUGUCUGUGGAGCUGGCCAGGUCUCUGUCCCAAGGCUCAUGGUCGUUGAGGAAUAUACUUCAGUCUUUCAGAUGAUUUCAGUCGUACAGGGCCAAAUACCUCAGCCUGCGGUAGCUACAGGGAUGCCCAUCGCUAACGAUAAUAAGGUAGACAAGUCUCUAGCUAGAUAUACCGGACUCGAUGUUCUAGCAGCAUCUUUGCCCCCUGGUAGUAUGACUGGUGCGCCUAAAAAGAGAAGCUGCGAGAUUCUCCAGCAAAUAGAAGGCCAAAAUCGCAGCCUUUAUAGUGGUGUUGUAGGAUAUAUAGACGUUCGUGGUCGUGGUGACUGGAGCGUUAAUAUUCGAUGCCUUUUCAGAUGGGAUGAUGAUAUACAGACUAGCGAAUCCGGUCAACUUACAGAGAUAUAUCGUGUUGGAGCCGGUGGGGCUGUAACUGCGCUCAGCACUACUGACGGGGAAAUGGAAGAGAUGCUCACAAAGCUUAACACUACGCUGGGAAUCUUUAAGGAAUAUAAGCCAGACUUAUGA